Cervus elaphus (red deer) is the source of this 3947-nucleotide messenger RNA. It is a transcript of the gene MAK, whose product is annotated as male germ cell associated kinase. Gene Ontology annotation, cellular component: cilium; nucleus; cytoplasm. Bases 342 to 2288 code for a protein of 648 amino acids. Lineage: Eukaryota; Metazoa; Chordata; Mammalia; Artiodactyla; Cervidae. Gene Ontology annotation, biological process: cilium assembly; protein phosphorylation; intracellular signal transduction. Gene Ontology annotation, molecular function: ATP binding; protein serine/threonine kinase activity. The transcript is spliced from 15 exons. The record is from RefSeq and is a predicted model, not a curated record.
GCCACCGUCCGUCCGACGCGAGUCUGUCCUGCGAGGCGACCCGGCAUGUUCCCCGGGCGCCCUGUCCUAGCGGGGCCGACCUCUGCUGAGAGAAGGGGCCUGGACACCGGGUGUUCAUAAGAAUGGAAGCACCAUUUCCUUGCCAGAUUCCUUACUGCUGCAUCUUAUGAACCUACAGAAUCUUGGGGAAGAACCUGUAUUUAAUGAUGACAAAACCUGUCACCAGUGUAGCAACAACGGUCUAAGGGCAGAAACGAAUAAAAAUAAAAGGCGCGUUUAUAUUUAUAUUCAACAAAGACGUCCUUUCCCGUGGACAGCCUGCGCUGCAUCAUUCUUCCGAGAUGAACCGGUACACGACCAUGAGACAGCUGGGGGACGGCACAUACGGGAGCGUGCUCAUGGGCAAGAGCAACGAGUCCGGGGAGCUGGUGGCCAUCAAAAGAAUGAAGAGGAAGUUCUAUUCUUGGGAUGAAUGUAUGAACUUGAGAGAAGUUAAGUCUCUGAAGAAACUUAAUCAUGCCAAUGUGAUCAAACUGAAAGAAGUUAUCAGAGAAAAUGACCAUCUUUAUUUUAUAUUUGAAUAUAUGAAAGAAAACCUCUAUCAAUUAAUGAAAGACAGAAACAAGUUGUUCCCUGAGUCUGUCAUCAGAAAUAUUAUGUAUCAGAUAUUGCAGGGGCUGGCAUUUAUCCAUAAACAUGGUUUUUUCCAUAGGGACAUGAAACCAGAAAACUUGCUUUGUAUGGGUCCAGAACUUGUGAAGAUUGCCGACUUUGGACUCGCGAGAGAACUAAGGUCACAGCCGCCGUAUACGGACUAUGUGUCCACCAGAUGGUACCGCGCUCCUGAGGUCUUGUUACGAUCGUCAGCCUACAGCUCCCCCAUUGACGUGUGGGCUGUCGGCAGUAUAAUGGCUGAACUGUAUACACUACGGCCGCUUUUCCCGGGGACAAGUGAGGUCGAUGAAAUCUUUAAGAUUUGCCAGGUUUUAGGGACUCCCAAAAAAAGUGACUGGCCAGAAGGGUACCAGCUUGCAUCCUCUAUGAAUUUCCGCUUUCCCCAGUGUGUUCCUAUAAACCUAAAAACUCUUAUUCCCAAUGCCAGUAACGAAGCCAUUCAGCUUAUGACUGAAAUGUUGAACUGGGACCCAAAGAAACGACCAACAGCAAGCCAGGCUUUGAAACACCCAUAUUUUCAAGUUGGUCAAGUAUUAGGCCCUUCCUCACAUCAUUUGGAAUCGAAACAGCCUUUAAAUAAGCUUGUGCAACCACUCGAACCAAAGCCAUCUGCAGCAGACCCAGAACCUCAGCCUCUGCCGGACAUAAACGACCAGGCUGCCGGACCGCCCCACCUGAAGAACAGCCACCAGCCACUGCGGUCCAUCCAGCCGCCGCAGAACGUGAGUGUCCAGCCAGCACCCAAGCAGCACAGUCAGCAGAAAAGGCCGCCAACCCUCUUUCCAAGUAUUGUCAAAACCAUGCCCACCAAGCCGUGUGGCGUCCUGGGCCACAAAGGCGCCCGGAGGCGCUGGGGCCAGGCCGUGUUCAAGGCUGGAGACGGCUGGGCAGACCUGGAGGACGGUGACUUGGGAGCCUCCCAUUCCAAGAAGCCAAGCAUGGGCUUAUCCAAGGAAUCGAGGAGAAAGGAGUCUCCGUUUCGGCUUCCAGAGUCGGUGCCCGCGGGCUCUGGCUACUCACCGAGGGAAAACAAGAGCUUCCCUGCCGCUGUGACCCUGAAAUCGGACUCGGAACUGUCAACUGCUUCCACUGCCAAACAGUACUAUUUGAAACAGUCAAGAUACCUUCCGGGUGUAAACCCCAAGAACGUGUCCCUGAUUGCCAGUGGGAAGGAUGUGAACUCAUAUGUCUGGAACAGCCAGUUGUUUCCUAAGUCCCUGGGACCCUUGGGGGCAGAGCUUGCUUUCAGAAGGAAUAACGCAGAAGAAAGCAUAAUCAAACCCAUUGAAAAGCUAUCAUGCAAUGAAAGCGUCCCUGAAAAAUUAGAGGACCCACAAGGAAAUCUUGGAAGUUAUGCUCCUUACAAUCAGGCAGGAUAUAUUCCUUCCUUUCUCAAAAAAGAAGUGGGGUCAGCUGGCCAGAGGAUACACUUCGCACCGCUUGGUGCGACAGCUUCAGAAUAUUCCUGGAGCCCCAAAGCUGGUCGGGGGCAGUUUUCAGGACCUACUUACCAUCCUACAGCCAAGAACCUAAACAUUGUGACCCACGCACAGCCAGUGCCCUCCGUGCACGGGAGGACAGACUGGGUGGCCAAGUAUGGAGGCCGCCGGUAGGAGUCUAGUGUGAAGCCCCACGGCGCCCCGCCACCGAGUCCACGCAAGUCCCCCGACCCUGGGAAAUGUCUACAGAUGUCUAUUUCUACUGUGUUCUGAAAGAAAUAUAUAAUAGUGGGUACCCUGAAGAGCAAAAAUCAUCUAUUUUAUUUCUUUCCUAGAAAUGAAAUGCAUUUUCUUAGCAUCAUUGCCCACAGUGCUGAUAAUACGGGUAGGACUCUACAAAGUAUUGAAUAAACUUUAUUUGCCAAAGUAUCAAGUAUUUGAUCUACAAAUUAGUAGAUACUAAAUACUCUAAGAAGCUUUUUUUUUAAAAAGAAAAAUGCCUCCAGAAAUUAAGUGUUUAGAGUGUUUUAUAUUUGCCCCAACUAAUACUUCAUCGUUUGGCCUCAAAGAUUUGUUUUUUACAGCAAUUACGUAGAUGGCUGUGGGCUGUCCAUUACAGUUCUUUGUGGCCAAGGUUCUACUCUACCAUUUGGCAAAGGUAAUUUAUAAAAGAUGGUAAUUCAUCAUUUUCCUAUUUUGGAAUGAGAUAAUUUUGGAUGCAAUGAUAAUUCCAACCUAGAGCAGGGUGUCUUUCUUAGAAAUACUUCUUUAACAAAGAUUUCAAAAUUACGUCACCUGAUUAUAUCAGAGAGAGAGUCUCCUGUUUGAUUUUGACCAAUACAACCGCUGUGAUUUAAUGGUGAUGUAUCAAACCCAAUGCUUGAUGAUUUCCAGCUUGAUCAAGUCAAGGUUCUGUCAUCUUCACAUCAAGCGUGUUCAUCACUUUCAAAACGCAUUGUUUCAGCAUCCCCACCAGACACACAGAACGCCAGCUUGUCCUCCAAAGCAAAUUCUUGCUGCUGCUGCUGCAGACAGAUCACUGACUCAGCUCUGAACGUUACACUUGCUCUGACGAGCAAAUGCAUUCGGUUGCUAUAGCGGUGAUCUCACUUACGACAUGUUUUCUUAGUUUUAUUUUUAAAUUGUUAUUUAAAAUUGACAUUUUGAACUUAGAACUGGUCUAUUUAAGCCUGUCAUUUUACACGGAUGUUCUUUUUAAAGAAUAAUGUUAUCAAACUGCUGAUAUCUUAUGCAUUUUAUGACUUUACAACAAAUGCAACUGGUAUCAUCUUGUGGACAUUAUAUAAAGGCACAUUAUAUUAAGAAUAUGGUAUUUUUGUACAGAAGAUUCAGCUCACCUUGUUGAAAAAUGUUAAAAUCUAAAGAGUAAUUUAUAUUAAUAUUAGUGAUAAUGGCACAUAUAUAUUUGUAGUUUUAAUGUCUCGAAGCUAAAAUAUUCUUUUGUGUUGCUGGGAAACUUUUAAACUGUGAAUAGAUAUUAAAAUUGAUAUGGUUAACUAGUCUGUUUUCUUUACAUUUUUAAACCUUGUACUCAUACUCUGAGGCCUGUUUUUGUUGUUAAUGUCAACUUUUUUUCUUUAAACCAGUUGCGGGUUUAUGAAGCGUCUAAUCAGAAAGUAGAGUCUCCAUAUCCUCCUUCAUCUCCCCCUCCUCAGUUCUCCCUACUAUGAAUAUCUUGCCUAAGUGUGGUAUAUUUGCUACAACUGACGAACCAACAUUGAUUCCCUGUCGGUAAAGCCCACAGUUUACAUCAGGGUUCAGGUUUUCGUGCUGUACAUUCUGUGGGUUUGGACAACAUGUCUAAUGACACGU